GAGAAAUGGAGGGAAGCUCUGCUCUUCCCCCAACGGGCACAACAGUGGCAGGCAGUCGAAUCUCCAGACCAACGCCGAGCCUCUGAGGAAUCCAUCCAUGGAGAAUGGCGAGGGCUCGCCCCGCUGCUCGGUUAUGGCGGAACCGCGCUGCUCCUCCGCCGCUACCGCCGCCGUGGGCCCCGACGCGUCCCAGCGGGCGCCAAAUCCCGGCGCCACCACCGGCAACAGGAAGCGGAAGGCCCCGGCGGCCGCUCGGAAGCCUCGGAAGGCACAGGUUCCUGUAACAUAUCACAUCGAGGUGCGCUACGGGCACGACAGUAGCGGAAGUCACUUCUUCACGAGCAGACGGGAGAAGUUGGAUCGGUGCGCCCACAUAGUGGCGGCGCUGCCGCAGCCCUGGCCGAUGACAUUGGCGGAUGCCCAACUCUGGAUCUUGAAACUGUUCCGGCUCCAUCCGGAAACGCAGGAUCUCCAUUUCGAUGGGCUGUUCAAGGCAUUCCCCCCUGACUUCGAGCCAGAUGAGAAUAGCCCAGAGUUCUACUUGGAAUAUUUGGACUGGGAGACCCGGAUCUUUGACACCGACAGGUCCUGGACUUCCUUUCUCAACAAACUGAAGAGGAAAAAUGUGAUGCAGCAGCUCAUGCUGUAUGUGGACUGCUCUGAACUCAAGCACUACGAUGUUCUGCUCAAAGCUGUACCUGAUGGUUGUUACUCUCAACCGUCACCGGUUCUGCUGCCGAGGAGUUUGGAUCAUGUUCACCUGCACUUUCUGGAUGACCGCCUGGAAAUAAUGUCACCGAAGGAAAUUGCAGCUUAUAUUGCUAGCAACUGGGGCAUACAGGGCAGCCCCCCUGAGGUAUGUAGGUUAAAACAGAAAGCUUUGGAACUCAGGUUUGGUACCUAUUAUGAUUCAUACAACUUCAUCCCAAGGUUGCUUAAGGGCAUAGUACGUGCAAACCCCGGUAGUUUUGUCGACAUCGAGGACACAGAGGUUGUAGGCUGCGAGGGUUUUCGGUUCCUCCACCGCAUAUUCUGGGCGCUUGCACAGGGCAUACACGCCUUCCGUUACUGUCGCCCUGCGCUCUGUGUCAAGGGCACACCACUAUGCGAGAGGUAUCAAGGGGUGCUGUUGACGGCCCUUGCAGUGGAUGCUAAUGAUUGUCUGGUUCCGGUAGCAUUUGCUAUUGCCGAGAGCGAGACAAAAGAAAGCUGGCUUUGGUUUCUUAGAAACGUGAAGCAAGCAGUUGUGAAGAAGCGCUCUCGUGUCUGCAUUAUACAUGACUGCAAAGCGGAGCUGGUGAAUGCUGUGGAUGAUAUUCAGAAUAACCCUGAAGAACAGCACCCGUGGAAAGAUGUACAAAGCCGGUGGUGUAUGCAACACCUUGCUGAAAACUUCCUGGCAUAUUUUGAGGACAAGAAGCUGAUGACAUUGUUCAAGAAGCUUUGUCAGCAGAAGCAAGGAAGUAAGUUUGCUGACAUCUGGAAGGAACUAGAUGAGUUGACCCUGAAAUGUGCCGCAGAGAAAAAACGUGAAGAGGCAGAGCUUGGGGAGGAAGGGAACCGCGGUGUUGGCAGCCAAAUAAAGAUAAUGAACUUUUCUGGUUGGAUACAUCUGAAACCAAAGGAGAAAUGGUCACUGUUGUAUGACACAAAUAAUGCUAGGUAUGGCAUCAUGGGAAUUGAUAUGUCUGAUGCAUACAAGCAUGAUCAUGUAUUGAAGGGGAUACUCUGCCUUCCGCUCAGUGCCAUUGUAAAGGUCACGUUCAACCGCAUGGUGGAGUACUUCAAGAACACAAGUGCCGCAGCAAACGAAGCAAUCAACAAUCCAGCAAUAAAGUUCCCUCAACGUGUACAGGAUGGCAUGGAUUUGAAGAUGCAGAAGGCCCGGAUGCAUCAGGUGAUCUGCAUGAACCCCAAAAACAAAAAUGUUGUAUUGGGGGAUGAUGUUGCGAAGUAUGUGGUUCAAUCAGGGCACAAGCGUGUAGCUGUUCGCCUGUAUACAAAAUCUACCGGUACCAUGAAAAAUUCUGGAGGAUGCACAGUGAAAAAAAGGGCCGCAUGUUCAUGCAACAAGCUGCGGCUUCUUCACAGGCCCUGCUCUCAUGUCAUGGCCGUCUGCAGUCAAAUUGGAGUCAGCACUUCUACAUAUAUGUCUCGGUACUACAGCCUGUCCUAUCUAGGAAACACCUGGAGUGCAAAGUUCGUUCUUCCUGACAAUUUACACGACUAUCACCAACUAAUCGAUCAGUUCAGCUAUAUCUAUAGCUCUGAGAGUAAGAUGCCAACUUGGAUCCCAGACAAAAAGUUGGAGUGUGGCCUUCCUGUUUUUCUAACGUCAGACUUCACAGAAACUGGCACAGAUGUGGAGGAGCAAGAGUGAAUCAUCGACAGUGGAGCAAUUCCAUACAAUCAUGGAACCAAAAAAAAUCACUGAACCUAGUCGAAGUUGAACUUCUGUUGUCUUCCGUCAACUUAAUCAUGUUUGUAACCUGAUAUUAGAUUAUCCUAUUUGAACUUGAACCUUUCAUCUAUGUCGCUGCUGGCAUGUCCUGGAAACUGAAUUUCACAUUAUGUUCAGGUAAUACGGUUAGUAGACCUGUGCGUGCAGGUGCUUUAACUUAAAGCUUGCACCAACACUGGAUC
Messenger RNA from Lolium perenne, 2643 nucleotides. RefSeq lists its product as uncharacterized. The record is from RefSeq and is a predicted model, not a curated record. Gene Ontology annotation, molecular function: zinc ion binding. Lineage: Eukaryota; Viridiplantae; Streptophyta; Magnoliopsida; Poales; Poaceae.